Messenger RNA from Chilo suppressalis (striped riceborer), 12919 nucleotides. The record is from the annotation of a GenBank genome assembly. NCBI's taxonomy places the organism in Eukaryota, Metazoa, Arthropoda, Insecta, Lepidoptera, Crambidae.
UAAUCUGUGUAUUGUGGGAAGCCAUUUUGUAAGUCGCGUUUUCUAGAGAAAAUCAAAAGAAUUUUUGUGUAAAUUACGCCGUUCGUGUAUUUUACGCGCGUAAAAUAAAAUGUCCAAGCGUAGGAUUGAAGUGAUGGAUCCUUUUAUCAAGAAGAAAAGAGAAGAGAAGGCAGCUGCUGCAGCCAAGUCAGGUGGCAGUGGGGAAUCUUCAGACUCAGUCGCCACGCUGGGCACCAGCAUGCCUCCUACCGCCACCAGCACACCCGGUGUCAACACAUUCACCGGCUUACCACAUUCGCAGCGCUACCACGAAUUACUCAGGCGUCGGCUAGGCUUACCAGUAUGGGAGUACAAAAACGACUUCAUGAGACUCCUGAACACCCAUCAGUGCGUAGUUCUAGUCGGAGAGACUGGCUCUGGCAAGACCACACAGAUACCGCAGUGGUCUGUGGAAUUUGCUGCCGUAACCGCUUGGAAGUCUAAAGGGGUUGCUUGUACGCAGCCUAGAAGAGUGGCCGCCAUGUCUGUGGCGCAGAGAGUGGCGGAGGAAAUGGAUGUGGCGCUUGGUCAACAAGUCGGCUACAGUAUACGUUUUGAAGACUGCUCCGGUCCCCAGACCGUUUUAAAGUACAUGACAGACGGUAUGUUGCUCCGUGAAGCCAUGUCUGAUCCGAUGUUAGAACAAUACAGAGUAAUCUUACUCGACGAAGCCCAUGAACGUACCCUGGCCACCGAUAUUCUCAUGGGAGUAUUGAAAGAAGUGAUAAAACAACGAUCCGAUUUGAAGUUAGUUAUUAUGUCAGCCACAUUAGACGCUGGCAAAUUUCAACAGUACUUCGAUAACGCUCCAUUAAUGAAUGUCCCUGGACGAACACAUCCUGUAGAAAUAUUCUACACACCGAAGCCUGAGAGAGAUUAUUUGGAAGCGGCUAUCAGGACUGUAGUUCAAAUUCACAUAUGCGAAGAGAUCGCUGGGGAUAUUCUACUGUUUCUGACCGGGCAAGAAGAGAUAGAAGACGCUUGUAAGAGGAUAAAAAGAGAGAUUGACAAUUUGGGUCCGGAUGCUGGAGAGCUGAAGUGUAUACCGCUGUAUUCUACGCUGCCACCUAAUCUGCAACAGAGAAUCUUCGAACCCGCACCCCCUAACCGGGCAAACGGCGCGAUCGGCCGCAAGGUAGUCGUGUCCACGAACAUAGCGGAGACCUCCCUCACCAUCGACGGGGUGGUGUUCGUCAUCGACCCGGGCUUCGCCAAGCAGAAGGUGUACAACCCCAGGAUCAGGGUCGAGUCGCUGCUCGUCUCGCCUAUAAGUAAGGCCUCGGCCCAACAGCGAGCUGGCAGAGCCGGUCGGACUCGACCCGGAAAGUGUUUCCGCCUCUACACAGAGAAGGCUUACAAGAACGAGAUGCAGGACAACACUUACCCCGAGAUCCUGAGAUCGAACUUAGGAUCUGUAGUUUUGCAGUUGAAAAAGCUGGGCAUUGACGACCUGGUGCACUUUGACUUCAUGGACCCCCCGGCCCCGGAGACUCUGAUGAGGGCGCUGGAGCUGCUCAACUACCUGGCAGCGUUGGACGACGACGGCAACCUGACAGACCUGGGCGCCGUGAUGGCGGAAUUCCCCCUGGACCCUCAGUUAGCCAAGAUGCUGAUCGCCAGCUGCAACCACAACUGCUCCAACGAGAUCCUCUCCAUCACCGCCAUGUUGUCGGUUCCACAGUGCUUCGUCCGCCCCAACGAGGCUCGCAAGGCAGCGGACGAUGCGAAGAUGAGAUUCGCCCACAUAGACGGAGACCACCUCACGCUACUCAACGUAUACCACGCGUUCAAACAGAACACGGAAGACCCCCACUGGUGUUACGACAACUUCAUCAACUACCGCUCUUUGAAAUCCGGAGACAAUGUCAGACAACAAUUGAGCCGCAUUAUGGACAGGUUUAAUUUGAAGAGGACGAGCACAGAGUUCACGAGUAAAGACUAUUAUAUCAACAUUAGGAAGGCUCUAGUCAACGGAUUUUUUAUGCAGGUUGCUCACCUAGAACGAACCGGUCACUAUUUAACCGUCAAAGACAAUCAAGUUGUACAACUGCAUCCGUCGACCUGCCUCGACCACAAACCUGACUGGGUGCUCUACAACGAAUUCGUGUUGACCACCAAGAAUUAUAUCAGGACUGUCACCGAUAUCAAGCCCGAGUGGCUUCUCAAGAUAGCCCCACAAUACUAUGAGCUGAACAACUUCCCGGUUUGUGAGGCUCGUAGACAGCUCGAGCUGCUUCAAGCUCGGCUCGAGUCAAAAGUUUACCAGGACGGAUUCUAGGCUGACCGCCUUACAUUACCGAACUGCGGAUAGUAAAUAACCAAUGGAUGCAGUGUAGUGAUUGUCGGAAACAGUGCAGUGGUGUCACAGUGACGGUGUACAGUGAUUCGUGAAGUGGAAAAUGUGUGCAAACUUUAGACGGAUACUUGGGAUAUUGAAGACUUCAGAAGUUACUUUGUUAGGGAGAAGAUACAUCUGUCUUAAUUAUGAUUGGUUUAAUAUAAUUGGCUAUUUUAUUAUCAAGGAUAUGAUUCAUGGAUGAUAUGAAUGAAUACCAGUGGCGGCGCUAGACCACAUGUGGACGUCGGCGACAUCAAGUUCGCGAGGCCUAUUUUACUUCGCAGUAAAAAACCGUUAAAUUAAGUGAGCCAAAUUAUAAAAUAACGUAUGAGUAAACGAGUUUUAUUGUUGAUAAUCAAAUGAUGACAAAAAAUAAUUACAAACAUAGAAAUUUAAUUACAAAAAUAGUGUUGCCAGACAGACGAUUCUGAAUACCCGUAAAGUACCUACUAAUCGCUUCCAUCACGCACGUGUUCGAAAAUAAUAAAAGUCAUUAUCAUCUGCUUAGCUUAGCCAGGCCAGGAGAAACGAAAAUAAAUAUGUAACUUGUAAAAAAUUUUUGCGAGGCCCCCUCAGGCGCGAGGCCGUCGGCGGUGGCCGACGUCGCCGACGCCUAGCGCCGCCACUGAUGAAUACAUACAGACAUAGUUCAUUAUAAACAUCAACAUUAUGUUGUUAUCAAUAUUACAAGUUUAUGUGUACAUAAUCUCCUAUAAUAUUUGGAAAUGUGAAAUAAAUAAGGAAUUUCUAAUUACAAUUUGUAAAUCCAUUCAAAAAAACAAUGGUAAUACACAACAUUGAAUUAAGAAACGUGUAAUAUCCAGCUAUGAAAUAUUAUGAAAAUUGUAGUAGACUCCAUCUGCAUUUAUUUGUAAAGCAAAUUUCUUCACAUACUCACAAAGGUACAUUAUGUUGAUAAUGGCCCACAUACAAUCACUUUAAUGUAUACGUAUGAUUACACCCACGAAAGACAAAUUUAAGCGAUUCAAAGUAUUCAUUAAAUAAAACGGAAAGAUUAAACUUUACAGACUUUGUUAACGAAGAUGCCGCUUGAAGAAAGUACUAUGUUAUUGGCAUUGUAUAUUUAUGUCGUAAAUACUGAAUAACUUUAUCAUUUCCAAUGCUUUUCCAUAAAAUUUGAUGUAAGAUUUUAAAUUUUAUAUGAUAAUUUGUAUGUCUGUGUUAAGUUAAUUGAACAAAUUAAUUCAUAUUGAUAUACUAUCAUUAGUAUAUAAAAGUGUCGGUUUGGAAAACCGAAAAUAGGAUUUUCUUGUACAAAAAAGACCUAGAGUUAUUAUUAAAACAUUUUUAAAGCGAGGCGUGCAUUUCUAUUCAAAACUAAAAAAAGUCCCCAACCGGGUGGUGUGUAUCAAUUUGACGUUUAUAAACAGUAAUUAUUUUAUGCAUUACGCUGCUUGAUUGAAAAAAUCUUAAACCAAAACCCAACUGAAUGGAAUUUAUAUAGUAAUAUAGUUAAACUUUAGAGUGAUUGAACUUUAGACCAGACAGCAGACGGGACUCGAACCCGCACUUUGCUAUCCGAGCGAAUGCACUGACUUUUAAUAUGUAAACCUUUCUAUUUUUAUUUGAAAAUAAUUCUUUGCUUUACUCAUGUCAUAUAAAUUAAUAUUGUUUACCCUGUGACGUCUUUGUGUGUGUGGUGUAUUGUACUUUCAGUAAAGUGAAAAGCUCGAGGAAGACCUUAUUUACUUUAUACCACCAUAAUCUGUUUCUAUAAUCUCCUUCCCAGCAGUCUUCGUGUCUCUCUCACUAAUGGACGUUGGCGAAAUUUCUGUGUAAAACGGAGAAGGCCACGGACACAAAAAAAAUGGUUCGGUCUAAGGGUACUGGUAAUAAACUAAAUAUUUGGAAAAUCCAAAAGUGCACGCCUGCAAACAGAAACCCAGUAAAUAAAAUCCAUUCUAUUUCAUUAAUAUCUUUAAAACGGUUAUCAGUUCAAUCAUGAUGAGUGAGAUGAAAUAGGGUUCAUCCUCAGUAUAAGUAGAAAUUAAUUCAAAAGAAUUUAUUACAAUUAAUUGCGUAUAUUUUUCUAAAACGUGCAGACAAACAAGUGCACAGACCAACGGACAGCAAUACUAAUAAUUUUUUAACUAGAUUUUUUUGUUAUAUAAAUACUAAAAAAAAUAAUGAAAAAUACGCUUACUUUAUAAUUUAAUAGGUCUAGUUUUCAAAACACCCCUUUUUAUUGAUUUAGUGUCUAACUUGGGAGAUAAGAGCGAUUUUAUAUUGUAAAACCAUCACAUAGCGGCCUAUCGAGAGUAAAACUCCCACAUGCUUACGUGUUGUGAGGCGUGCAAUAAUAUUGGUGAAAAAAAGCUUUUCGAUUGACAUGUCUGUCCGUCUGUCUCAUCAUUAAUAAAAUAACGCAAUAAUUAAUAAAAUAAUUAUAUAAUAAUUAUUAAUUGUUAGUUAAUUUUAUUCGCAAUAAAUAACUGGAACCAAAAUUUGUACUGAUCAUCAUCUUCUGAAUUUCUCGUGUAUCUUUGGAAAUUGGCUAAAUUUCUGUAGAAAACAGAAUAAGCAACACAGUCAAAAGAAAAUUAACACACCCCUUUUUACGUUGGAGGUUAAAAAAUAAACUUAAAUGUAGAAGAAGACUACACUUUCCAUUUGGGUAUUAUAAUAAUAGUUGUAGCUUUGAGAAGAAUCAUGUAAGUGUAUUGCUUAAUUUUUGACAGACUAGAGAAAUUAUAUAGACUGCGAUGCAUUUCAAAAUUUGUUUUAGGCUAUAAUAGGGGUGAUGACGGGGUACAGUAAACGAAAUUCUAUUUAGUCCGUCAGUUAGAUGAUCAAAUAAUAAUGGACACGUAUUUUUUCUUUAGGCAAUCAACCUGGUUUGGGAGUAGGGGCUUGUGACGUCACUUUUAAGUGAAAUUUGUACCAAAACGUGACGUCAUGCGACUUUUCAAAUCAAUAUUAUCUGCAAUGUUUAUAUUAUGUGAAAAAAGAAAAAAUACAUGUCCAAUAUUUUUUGACAACUUAGAAAAAAAUUUGUCAUCAUCCCUAUUAUCUCGUCAACUGUGUAAGCAAAAUAGUGUUCUAAACCCUGUCUGUGACAGCCCUUCAUUAUGUUUUUCACGGCCGGAAAAUGAUUUUCCUCUUACUGUUCACGUUCUAUUGUACAUCCAGCCUUCAUUUAUGUCUUAAAUCAAUCCUAAAUAGUUUCUCUACAAACUUAUAUAUAUAUUAAAUGUGUAAAUUAAAAACCAAUACUAAAUAUCAUUAAACGCAAAGUGUGAAAAAAUUAAAAUAAUUUUCUCAACACACGACAGUAAUCUGCCAUUUACACAGGAUGUAUUCCGUAAUAUAUACCAGUAUACUGGCCAGUGCUAAUGACGUCAUGAAUCGACGCUAUACUGGUGAAUUGUUCUGAAAUAUAUUGGCCAGUGCACUGACGUCCUAAAUCGAGGAAAUAUUAAAAGUAGUGCGAACAAAGAAGAUUUUAUAUUCACCUCAUCAAUUAUAGUAUUUUCAACUUCUAUAAUUUAAAAUUAAUUUUAUUAAGAAUCCCUUGUCGUGUAGUGGCUAUCUACGUGAAAUUGGCAGAAUUGUGGGUAUAUCCAUGUUGAGCCAUUAAAAGGAAUUCUUUUUGUUCGGAUGCUGUAAUAAUAAAAUAAAUGAAAUGAAAUGGUGUCAAAUGUAAUAGAAAAUAAAUUUUUUUAAUGGAUAGGCUGAAAUUAAUUAAAUAGAAUACUCGGGCGCUAGACCUACCACAUUAUUAUACCAUAUUAGCAGGGAAAGCAUCGAACUAUUAAUCGCAAAGGGGGUUUAAUGCAAAUCCAUACUCAUUUUGGGUUGUCUAUAUAUUGAAAUUUACUACAAAAUUACCUACGUCCAAAAGGGUUACUGCUAAAUUUAGAAACUAUUAUAUAUACUAUGACGCUACCAAGAAUAAAAUGAAAAUUUACCUUAUUAGGGUUUUGGUACAACAAUAAAUUUGGAAGAUUACCGACCUCGCUGCAUGCUCGAUGGGUAGGUAUGUCUGGUGUUGAGAAUAUUUAAGGAUGGCCGUUCAAACUGCUGGUUACGUCACGGGGCUGUUCACUUCCACAUCAUGGGAAAUGUUGAAAUUGAAGUAAAAAUAAAAUCCAAAUAAAAAAACGCUUUUCGCUGGAAAUAAACAUUCCGUAGAUUAGCACAUGGCUCACAACAAAGGGAAAAAUGUAAAACUAAGGAAAUUACUAAGGUUCUUACCGUUUUAUAAACAAAUUAAGCUUGGGUCACGGCCCUCGCCAUUUUGUACGAAUGAUGCAAAAUGUUUCAUCAUUAAAAACAAUCGAUAAUGUAACGGUUUAUCAAGUUAAAAAUUUAGAUUAUGAAAUGACCAUCUUUUGGUCUAAAUUUUCGUCGUGAAGUGAAGUGAUAUUAGUUUUUUCCUAAGUUCGUUUUCUCUUUCCGGGUAGGCAAAGAGAACAACGUCCAUACAGCUUACUGCUUGAUUAAGGCAGAAACAUAAUUAUUCAAAAGUGCAUAGAUUAAAGAAAAUGGACUUGAGAUAAAAGCGAACAGAGAGAGACAACCUAAGAAAGUCUUCUAUCUCGCUCUUCGAGCGAAGGAGAUUCAUGUAACGUUUUUAACACGUUACAAUGCCAUUAUUGUUAUUUAAAUAAACUAUACCCUGUCUGCGCGUCGCGCUUCGCGCUCUUGCAUUGCGCAGUCGGGUAAUAAAAAAGAAAUAAAAUUCGAAUGCAUCUCACACCAGCUCGGUCAUACGUCAUAUUCGUUUUCCCGGUAAAAAUAUGGUAGCAUACUAGUACAAUAUGGCGUCGGAUUCGUGACGUCAUCACCACUGGCCAGUAUACUGAUGUAUACUUCGGAAUACCCACAGACCAGGCGGUUUGAAUGAAUGAAUGAAAAUUUACUUAUUAUUCAAAUUGAUUUGUAAAAAAGUUUCGAUUGACCAUUUGAUUGACUUUAUUAAGAAACUUUGAAUGUAAUUUUAUCUUAACUAUGUUUAAAGAUUGCUGUUAAUGUAAGAGUUACCUUGAGUAUAACGAUAUUUUAGGUGUCCUAUUUUUAAAAUUAUUAAUUUCAUUAGAUACCAACGAUAUUAAAUACCCUAGAUACACCACGAGCGCUCAAAAUGUGUCCCAAUCAAGAAGUGCUUGAACUCCACUCAAACACUUCUUGAUUCACAGUCACGCGCGGACCGUUGAAAAGUAAAGAUGCCGCAGAGCUCCGUAAAAAAAUACGAAAAAAAUAUUAAUAGUACGUAAAGUGUCGUUUUUGGGUCGAUUUCACGAAUCGAAUUAAAAUGAUACAUUUUAUAAGAGUUUUUUAAAACACCGUGUAAAUGAUAUCUGAUGGUGCGGAACGUUUACCAAACUCAAAUUAUACCCCUAAGUUUUAAAAACUUUGGGGGGAAUUGAAUACUUUUAAAGAUAUUAAAAAAUUAUCUGACACGAAUGAGUUGAUGGUUACACUAAUGAAAUUACAUGAUUUACAAAUGAAAUGUGGGUGACACUAAUGAGAGCCACUUGCAUAUUAGUUUGCAUCUUAUACCACAUUACUAUUUAAGUACUUAUUGUUGGAUUUAUGUGAUAAUAAUGUCCCACCCAAUAAAAAGGACAUUUUUCUAAAAAUGUUUAGUAAUUCAGUUUGAAAUAAAAAAGAACAAUAUACUAAAAAAAUCACAUUUAUUGAAUCAACGAAGUAAUUAUUGUUAUCCAGUUUUUUAUUUAUUAAUCUUUGGAACCACAAAUUAUUUUAUAUUUUAAAUAAUAUUAACGCAUUCAUUAAACUCUAACAAAAAUAAAAAUAAUUAACUAAUUAACAAUUCUAUCCUUGUAAUUUAUAAUUUUUGGAAUCAUAAUACUUCUUUUCUUAAUUUUCUUGAUUUGGUUAAGAUAUAAAAUUUUUGAUAUUAAAAUUAAUCACAAUGUUAGUGGUAUUUGUUUGAGGUAGUUUAGAGAAAUAUUACAAUUAGACAAAAUAAUAAUUAGAAAUAUGAUUAGAGUAAAAAAAGUAAAGCAAAGUAAGUAAUCACUGUGAGGCGUGUAAUAAUGAAUAAAACUUGCAUUUUUUAUUUCUUCUGAUUAGACAUGGCAUUAAUAAAAUUAAUAAAUUCUUGUUCGUGCUCACCCGUUUUCAAUUGGCUAUUAACAAAGGUCUGAUUUUCCCAGUGAUUUCUUACUUUUGCAAGUGUAACAACGUUUUGGUUUUUACGAAUUUGGCGUAGCCCAGAUGUAGAUGGCUUAGGAGACUCGUUGAAUUGCAGGGUUAUGUCCUCUAAAACAUGAAUUUGCUUGCUGGCUGGAACAAUUUUUACAUUUUCGACAGAUGAUGCGAUUGCACUCUUAUAAAUCUUAUGCAAUUGCAUAUGUUUAUUGUCAUGGUGGCAGAUUUCUUCAAUACACAAAAAGCAGCUUAAUUUUCUGAAUUCAAGGAAGUCAGAAUGAAUAUUCCAGAGUACCUGAUGUACCGACAUGGUUCCUUUAAAUGGCGAAAUAUCCUUAGGCAACAUAAUUUCUUUUUCUAUAAUGUCAGCUUCGUUGACUACUCUUAUUUCAACGUUUUUAACGUUUUCUUUUACGACGGCAAGAAACUUUGUAAAGUCACCAACGUCAUUUCCACAUUUUACCUGAUAAUCUGCCGACCUUUUUACUACCGCACCAAUGCCAUCAGGUGCUCCUUUUCCGUGGCCGCUUUCUUGAAAAUUCCAUGUUACACAUUUAAGAGAUGGAAAAGUAUUAUGAAGUUGAGUAAUAAUGUAAAAUAUUUGUUUAUUCCUGUACUGACUGGUUGGACUGUCUGUGAGAAUAUGAACGGUGGUAACGGAUGAACACUUUUCAAAUACAAAUUUUAAAGCAUUCUCUAAGUGGGCCCAUACUGCUGGUGCAUCAUGUCGCGUACACUCGCUUACGGUACAGAAAGAAUAGUGAGCAUUGUCUCUUCCUUCCUUAAGGUAGGCCACUACCGUAUGAAGAGAAACUUGUCCUCGGCUGCCUCCGAAGUGUAAGCUUUGUAUUUCUUUAGCGAAUUUAUAACAAUAAUUUUCGGAGAAGUCCAUAUGUAGUAAAGUUUCAUUAGGGCUCAGAGACUGUUUUAUCAUUGUUAUAGCUUGGUAUUGAUUGAGUAUAUUCCCUGUAUGAACAAAAAACUUCGGCAAUGAUGAUUCUAAUUUUUGUAUAAGAUUUCUAGGAUUUAUUUUUUGAGAAACUUUCUUGACAACGUUGAUAUCUUUGGCCCCGACUUUCUUUUUAUCUCGGACCCAUUCAUAAUAUUCUAUUUCUUCCUGGUUAUCAAAUUCUUUGUAAGCUAUCGAUUCAUUUUUGCAGACAUCACAUUCGCGAGCAACACACUUAGCAGAAAAUUUGGUGCAGCACAGGACUCCUAGCAUUUCUUGAUAAUUUCUUAGAUCAAUAAUUUUAUUUUUCCUUAAAGCAUGAAUAAUUAGGUCUAUGUUAGUAUGAGUAGUGCAAGCACACGUGUCUCUAUCAUCUCUAGGCAGAUAUACCCAAAAUGGUCGAAGUCUUGAGAAAGUUACGUAACUGAUUUUUAUUAGAGGAUUUUCUUCGAGAAACUUUUUGUGCAGAUUUUUAAUCGAGUCCAACAUAUACCGUUUCUGUUUCUGAAUUCCAUACUUUUUCACACAUUGUUUCUUUCCUGCGCCAAUACGACUAUUGAUAUCAUCUUCAUAAUAUUCUUUAACUAAUUUUUGAAUAUCACCCCCGCUUUUAUUUAUUUCUUUCAGAAACCUGUCAUUUAAACACUUUUUACGAAGGUCUAAAUUAUUUUUCUCUUUUGUUUUAAUUAUAUUUUUCGUUUUAGCCUGUACAGCUUCUUUAUCACAAUCAGAAUGGGGUGAUGGAGCGGGGAGUUCAAGAUGAUUAUCAUCGUUAAUAUUAUCUUUUUUAUUUUUUAGUUUCUGGCUCAGUAUUUUAUUUACUCUAUUUAAAAUUCCACACCUAUUUUUAUAUUUUUUGAUUAAAAAUGACAAUUCUUUUUUUUCUUUUAAAUGUUUAAGCUUUAAUAAUUUAAUCUUGUUUUUAUAAUACUGGGUUCCCUUUUUAUUAUCUGUUUUUAUUGUACAUUCCUUAAGAGGAUCACUCAAAGAAUCAACCGUUCCUUUACUAUUUUCGGCGGCUGGAGAAUCGUCAAUAUUAAUUUCAUUUAUUUGUCGCUCCUUGAUUUUUUUUUCUAAGUAUCGUUUAGAACUUUCUUUCCAUCGCCUCCUUUGGACUUUUUGUUCCCGUGGGGACAUAUCUUUUAUGCUCUUUACUUUAUUUUGAAUUUUUCGUUUUAAAUAGGCUUCUCUCUUUUUUUGCUGUUCAAUAGAAUAUCUCUCUGGGUUGGCUUUUAAUUUUUUAUAUCUUUCCCGCCGCGCCACCCUUUUUCUUUCCAGGUCUUCUUCACGAGAUUUUCCCUUUGCCAUUUUGACCUUAAACAAAUUCGCAAAAAAAGAUGUAAGAUGCUUUUAGUUUGGACGGGCUAGAUAACCUAAGCUUAAGUAACAUGUAGGUAGGUACUCAAAAAGUUAUUUUAUUUAACUGCAAACGACUAUGAUUAUAUAAUUGCAAGCUAAUGUAUUGGUAAAAAAAAACAUAAUCGGUACACGAGAGCCAGAGAUUACCCCUAAGAUCAAAAACUUAGAGGUGAAGUUAUAAUAAAAUAAAUAAAUCAUAGCUUUACAGUAGGUAGCAAGAAAACACAAGUGUGCAUUAUAUAAGCAUAUAAGAAAUUGAUGAUGAAAAAAAAAUACUCGGAUCAUUUGGGUAAAAUUGCAUAUCAUUAGUGUCCCUAUAAAAUCGACACUAAUGAGGCGACACAAAUGAUUUUUUGAAAUGAAAAUUGAAAUAUUUCGUCGUCGAAUAAUCUAGAAGCUAUCGAAAAAAUACACCGAAUCUGUGUCACAAAUAGCUAUUCUUUGCACAUUACUGCAAUACUACUGAAAAAUAACUAUUGCCUGCAUUGCACUGGACGCAAAUGAAUACAUUUUGGGUGCAAGUAUUGAAAUCGAGUUGGACAUAAGUUUCUUACCGGUUUGACGAAGCGCACGUCUGCUCUCGUCGCACGUUCACGCGUCACUGGGGCCCCUUAGCGCGCAGUAAAAUGCAGGCAUCGGGGUAAGCAUUCGUUUUUUUUAUAUAAAUUUAGAAGUUCGGGUCACACUAAUGAGCAUUAAUGUUAAUAGGCGCAAGAAAAGGCUGGGAAAUCAUAUUCACGAUUGCCUAAUCUUUAAAUAAUUAAUAUAAAUUAACGCCACAGUUAUUCAAGUUUACCCCAAUAAAAACAAAUCGUAAUAUCCACUCGUCAAUAAUUUUUAUUUGGACUUUAACUUGAAAUACUCCGAAAAAGACAUAUAACACGAAUGAAGUGAUACAUGGUUUUUUGUUAUUUAAAUUAUUAUUACUAGUUUCGACCAAUAAUUAUGAAAUGUUCUGUUCAAAGAGUUAAUUUAAGGAUAAUAUUGCGUGAAAUGAUGUCAACAUAAAUAAUAUCUUGAAUUUUAUUAGGAAAAACCUGUUUUCACGGCUUGUCUGAAAUCGACCCUUUUCUGACAGGUAUCUAAUCAAUGUUUGUUAAUUUAACGAAUUUGAAGCAAAUUUUGUUCUAGUACUUACUAUAAACUGAUUUAGUAUAAAAUAUUUAUGAUACAAAAUGCACGGUCGGUUAUACGUCGCCGUAUAGCCGUCUCUUUUCCUCGCGGUCCUUACCUGCUAUAUUGCUAACAGCGCAUUCAGAAUUGCGCGUUAAGUCAAAAUCAUAAGGUCUAUAUUCUUUCACAUUAAUCGACUCCGUUCAUCUACACUUAGUCAUUUACCCGAAUUCCAUUGGCACUAGUAUUACGACUAAUGACCAACUGUAAUAGGGUAUUUGACAGUAUUAAAAAUAAAGUGCCGAUUGUUAGCAUCUGUGUUUAGAAUGAAUAUUGGCAGGGAUUUUCACUAUUUUUACAUAUAGAAAAAAUAUUCAUAAUUUUACGAAAAACCCACGAAAAAGAUAAUAGUUUUCUUAUCUAUUGUCACGUGACCCAAAACGCUUGGGAUUGGCGGAGUCUAAAAUGACGUCACACGCAAGUAAACUUCCGGUUAAAGUGACAUUACAUUGUAUCGUUUGACGUUUUAAUAACUGUCGUGUGACGUCACACACUAGUAAGACGCCAUAUUGUCCAGAGAAACGUUUUCGCGGCAACUUGAAAAAUUGAGUUUUUGAUUUAGUUAUUUUUACUGAAAUACACAACAGAAUGAUGAAUAUCCACUUUUUACGGACUCCAUAAACAUUAGUCAAUAACGUGAGAUCGUUUUCUAAAACUUGUCAAAUACCCUAUUGAGCUAUGAUUGAAGUUGACUCUUAAUAAGAUAGCAAUAUUUUUUGAACCCACCACUCUUAAUAGUAUGCUGAUAGAGUCGAGUUUUGUAUGUUUUUACGAAACGCCGUCUACUGUAAACCACUGGCAUGGAGCGAUAUAUGGCGAAGGUUGUAAAUAUUAUUGUUUAUGAGAGCGCUUAAACGAGACAGAGUGUUAGCUUAUACUAUUAUAAGUUUUAUUUACGUAAAUAAAGGAGAUACUGAUGGUUC